Messenger RNA from Leguminivora glycinivorella, 2725 nucleotides. Its product is annotated as facilitated trehalose transporter Tret1-like. The transcript has 9 exons. Gene Ontology annotation, biological process: transmembrane transport. The coding region runs from base 362 to 1843 and encodes 493 amino acids. Gene Ontology annotation, cellular component: membrane. Lineage: Eukaryota; Metazoa; Arthropoda; Insecta; Lepidoptera; Tortricidae. The record is from RefSeq and is a predicted model, not a curated record. Gene Ontology annotation, molecular function: transmembrane transporter activity.
UGUCGUUCUCGGUCCGGCAGUAUUUAAAGACCGGUUAUAUUAUAACUUAUAACCUGCUCAUUUUCAAUUUUAUUAACGAAUUUAUACUUUAUUCUAAUUUAAUAAAAUGAUUAAAAUUGUUUUGUAAACAAUACUUUGAGAUUUCCGUUUUAAAUUCUAUUUUUAUAAUGUAUUGAGCUGUGCGUGAGAUUGUUUACAUGCGGUUGUGUUAAGCGCCUAUCGUAAAGGCCCAAUGUUUUUGCAGAUUUGACGUUUGACAUCGGAUUUUGGAAUGUUAAAGGAUAGACGGAACUAUGGGUAUUUAAAACAAAUACUAUGUUAAGCUGAUGCACGAAAAAUAUUAAGAAAAAAAAAACGGAAAAUGGUCAAAAUGACCCAUAAAAAUCGAAGAAUCCAGUACCUUGCAGCUUUUUCAGUGUCCCUGGCUUCUAUGACGCUGGGCAUUUCAUCCGCUUGGCCCACUCCUGUGCUGCCCAAACUAAAGAAAGGAAGUUUUGAAAUCACCGACGCAGAAAUAGGCUGGGUGGUGGCGAUGUCUUCUCCAGGGUUCAUAGUGGGUAGCUUAGUUACGCGGUACUUGGCCGACAGGUUCGGCCGGCGGGCAUCAGUUCUCAUCAGUGCCUGCCCCACCGCCGUCGGCACGUUGGUGGUUGCGUUCGCUACUAAGGCUUGGUUACUCUACUUAACCAGAUUUCUGUGGGGAGUAGGAACCGGGAUGGGUAGCACCUUGGUGCCAAUGUAUAUAGGGGAAAUAUCAGACUCCGAAGUAAGAGCUACCCUGUCACUCUUCACGCGGGUCAUGUUCAACCUGGGCUGUCUCCUGGUGAUGAGUAUCGGCAUGUUCGUGUCGUAUGAAUGCCUUAAUUAUAUGCUCCUGGUGUUGCCUGGGGCGUACUUCGUAGCGUGCCUCUGGAUCCCGGAGUCUCCUUAUUAUCUGUUGAAGAGAGGACGGGUGGGAGAGGCAAAAAAUGCGCUGAUGAGGCUAAGACAGCAGAAGGAUGAGAAGGAGUUGGAAGACGAGGUGGCGCGGCUGCAGGCCGACGUCCGCAACGAGACUCGUCGCUCCGGCUCGCUGAAGGAGCUGCUGUGUGGCCGGCAGUAUCGGAAAGCUGUGAUCAUCGGUGCAGGUUUGAAAGUGACUCAAAUAAUGACUGGUUCUCUCGCCGUCCAACAGUACUUAAGCACAAUUCUUGAAGAGAGCAACAUUCACAUGCAGGUGUCUACUGCCGUGAUUGUGUUUGGUGCCGUUCGGUUCGUUGUUGGUAUAAUGAGCUCCAUACUUGUGGACAGAGUUGGCCGUCGUCCGCUCUUAAUAUACUCUCUCUUGGGCACAGGUGUAUCCCUAGGCGCGGUCAGCACGUAUUUCUUUCUAAAAGAUAUCCUCAAACUAAGCCAUGAAUCUCUCAGCUCUUACUCUUUUAUUCCAUUUGCUGGCAUAAUCAGCUCCACAAUCCUUUCGAAUGUUGGUUAUAAUUCUAUUAUUUUUGUAAUACCAGCCGAAAUUUUUCCUUUAAAUGUUAAAGCAGUAGCUUUGUCUUCACUUAGCACAUUUGGAGGUGUAUGUGGGUUCACUUUGGCCAAGGGUUUCCAAGUGAUACAGAACCUGGCGGGGUUCUGUGCCGUGUUCUGGGUGUUCGCAGUCGUAGCUUUUUCUGGAACAAUAUUUACCAUGUUAUAUGUACCUGAGACAAAAGGGAAAAGUCUAAAGGAUAUACAGGUCCUCCUGCAGGGAGACUUGUACUAUGAUGAAGGUUGUGAAAGGUUGAAUGAAGUUACAAAUACUGUAAAAGAUGAUUGUGGAGAUGAGAUGCAAGAGAUACAUCCGAAGGAUGUUAAGUGUUAAUUGAUUAUACCUACGAUAUUGGACUGCCAACAGGAACAAAAAUACAGCGCCGAAUAAGUGAGAGGCCGUUAUCGUCUAGGAAACUGAUAUUCCGUUGGACCCUUAAGUGUAAUAUAAAAAAAAACUAAAAAAUGUUUGUUAAUGUUAAGUAUAAUCGAGAAUUUAUACAAAUAUGGGUGACAAUGCCUGAAAUAAAUGUUCAAUUCAAUUUAUUAAACAUCACAAAAAUAUAUCUCUGAUCUGUGAUAGGUUUGAUCUCACUAUCGCUUGAUAAUUUUGAUAUGUGCUACAAAAUCUUCAUCGGUGGCACACAGUGCGGUGGCGCAGCACACUACAAGAUGUGUAUUAUGUAAAACAAUUACUUACCAUAUACUUAAGUAUAUACGUAUCUGUGCAAAAGUAUCUACCAAACGUAUAAGUCGUUUGGGGAAUAUGGCCAAAUUAUAGGGCCGUGUGCAUGUUUUUGUAAAAUAUGCCUAUAUUGAACUAAACUGCAUGCAUUGAAGUAUUGGGGUCACAAAUACAAUCAAAAAGGUCAUCACAUAUGCUUAGUGCGUUUUCACAUUAUCCGAUGUCGGACCGAUAUCCCAUACAUUACAGGCGCCAACUAGGAUUUUUUCUAUUUAAACCCUUCCGACAUCCGAUAUCGGAUCGGAUAAUGUGAAAACGGUCUUACGUCGAGACCCCAAUUAUGUGAACGAGUGAUUCCACAAUUGCCAUGUCCAAUGAAAAAUCAGCCGUCAACUGCUGAAGAAUCAAUUUUCUUGACCGUAUUAGGUACUUUUGGAAUCUGUAUAUAUAUUUUUUAUAUCAUAACAUUGUGAUACUUAAAAAUUCUAAACGCUGUACUUAAUCAAUGUUUCUACUUGUUUUAUACGAAGA